AUGGGAUCCGAAGCUCCGAUCUGCGUCAACGAUGAAAAAUCAAAGAAUCCGUUCUCUACACGCGUAAUGCGUAAGAAUGACAACCGAUGGGCAAGAAUACAUUUCGCUUUGGCACAAUAUCAUUCAUUUGCUGACGUGAUCAACUACUUGAAUGCAUUAGCGCUUACCUAUCCCGAAAAGGUCUCCGUAGAGCCGAUCGGAACCACACACGAGGGUCGACAAAUUCCACUGAUCAAGAUUACCAACAAACGUCUGGUAGGGCCGAAGAAAGGUAUUUGGAUCGAUGGAGGAAUUCAUGCACGUGAAUGGAUUUCACCGGCGACUGUGCUCUACUUCAUCCAUAUGCUCGUCACCCAAUACGACAAAGAUCCACAAGUGCAACAAUUUGUCGACAACAUAGAGUGGUACAUCGUGCCGUUAUUAAAUCCAGACGGUUACGAAUACUCUCGUAGUAGCAGCAAUCCAGAAAUCCGUUUAUGGCGUAAGAAUCGCAGUCCGCCCAAGUGCAUUCAGCAGAGCACAGGCCUAUUUACCGUUCCACAAACCGUUUGCUGCCAAGGUGUCGAUCUUAACCGCAACUUUGACUGGUUCUUCGGUCAAGUUGGUUCGUCCACUGACCCUUGCUCGGAGAUCUAUCAGGGAGCGUACGCCUUCUCCGAACCGGAAACGGCUUCCGUUCGUGACUUUCUCCAGCGUCAUAAGGUGCACACUUUUCUCACAUUUCACUCCUAUUCACAGAUUCUGAUGUAUCCAUUUGGUCAUCAAAUCAGGACCUACUCGAGUGACUUCAAUGACUUGCGAUCGACGGCUCUGAGCGCAUCAUCUCACUUGCAGCGAAUGUUCGGGACCACUUACAAAGUUGGCACUGGUGCCGACACAUUGUAUCCUGCUUCUGGUGGUUCAGAAGAUUGGGCAAAAGGUAGAGCACGUGUGAAGUAUUCAUACUUGUUUGAACUAAGGCCUGAGGAACAGGUCUGGGAUGGCUUUUUGCUUUCUGAAAAUCAAAUCAUGCCAACAGCGCGGGAGACGUGGGAAGCUGUCAAGGUGAUCGCUUUACAAACUAUGGCAUUACCAGUCGUUGCUCGUCAACGACAUUGUGUGGAUCGCGACGCAUUGUGUGCUAGUUGGGCUGAGAGUGGAGCCUGUUCGUCAUGGCCGGAAAUGAAGCAGCGCUGUCCAUUGUCGUGCGGUGUCUGCUUAAAGUAG
Molecule: messenger RNA, 1206 nt
Organism: Angiostrongylus costaricensis
Lineage: Eukaryota; Metazoa; Nematoda; Chromadorea; Rhabditida; Metastrongylidae
Source: the annotation of a GenBank genome assembly